AUGCACCCACUAGAGGCCGCCAUGCACGUGUUUGGCGGAGACGACACAGCGGAGUCGUCAAGGAAGAGGCACAUGCUGACGCUGCCCGCAAUUCAGGGUCUUGCUGCUGCUGCUGCUGCUGCUGCUGCUUCGACGACAGACGACGUCAAGUCUUCCGGCAUGGGCGGCCGAAACACUGACUUGCGCAAUGCAAUUGCGUUUCGCGCCUGGCGGUGCCCUAGACAGCGUGAGACGGCGCCGUCUGCCAACGCUUGCCGUGUCUUUCGACUUCGCCAGCACGCACACGCACACAACGGCCACUGUAAGCAUUAA
This is a messenger RNA of Bipolaris zeicola 26-R-13, 312 nucleotides long. RefSeq lists its product as uncharacterized. Bases 1 to 312 code for a protein of 103 amino acids. Lineage: Eukaryota; Fungi; Ascomycota; Dothideomycetes; Pleosporales; Pleosporaceae. The transcript has a single exon. The record is from RefSeq and is a predicted model, not a curated record.